AUGGUGGAACUGAUCCGAUUCCAGUUGGACGGUCCACAGGAACGGCCCGACUCCGGAAGGAACGGCCCGACUCCGGAAGGAACGGCCCGACUCCGGAAGGAACGGCCCGACUCCGGAAGGAACGGCCCGACUCCGGAAGGAACGGCCCGACUCCGGAAGGAACGGCCCGACUCCGGAAGGAACGGCCCGACUCCGGAAGGCACGGACCGACUCCGGAAGGAACGGCCCGACUCCGAAAGGAACGGCCCGACUCCGGAAGGCACGGCCCGACUCCUGAAGGGACGGGACGGCCCGACUCCGGAAGGGACGGCCCGACUCCGAAAGGGACGGCCCGACUCCGGAAGGGACGGCCCGACUCCUGAAGGGACGGCACGACUCCUGAAGGGACGGCCCGACUCCGGAAGGCACGGCCCGACUCCGGAAGGCACGGCCCGAAUCCGGAAGGCACGGCCCGACUCCGGAAGGAACGGCCCGACUCCUGAAGGGACGGCCCGACUCCGGAAGGAACGGCCCGACUCCGGAAGGAACGGCCCGACUCCGGAAGGAACGGCCCGACUCCGGAAGGAACGGCCCGACUCCGGAAGGAACGGACUCCGGAAGGAACGGACUCCGGAAGGGACGGCCCGACUCCGGAAGGGACGGCCCGACUCCGGAAGGGACGGCCCGACUCCGGAAGGGACGGCCAGGGACGGCCCGACUCCGGAAGGGACGGCCCGACUGCUGAAGGAACGGACUCCGGAAGGAACGGCCCGACUCCGGAAGGAACGGCCCGACUCCGGAAGGAACGGCCCGACUCCGGAAGGAACGACCCGACUCCGGAAGGAACGGCCCGACUCCGGAAGGAACGGCCCGACUCCGGAAGGAACGGCCCGACUCCGGAAGGAACGGACUCCAGAAGGAACGGCCCGACUCCGGAAGGAACGGCCCGACUCCGGAAGGAACGGCCCGACUCCGGAAGGAACGGCCCGACUCCGGAAGGGACGGCCCGACUCCUGA
Molecule: messenger RNA, 996 nt
Organism: Girardinichthys multiradiatus
Lineage: Eukaryota; Metazoa; Chordata; Actinopteri; Cyprinodontiformes; Goodeidae
Product: basic salivary proline-rich protein 2-like
Exons: 3
Coding region: 1-996 (331 amino acids)
Source: RefSeq, a predicted model, not a curated record